CAAUGAAGACACCAGCCACAUCACUUGCAACGAUUUUCCUCCGAAUUUUAUGUUCGGAACUGCUACUGGUGCUUAUCAGGUUGAAGGUGCUGCUGCAAGAGGUGGCAGAGGACCUAGCAUCUGGGACACUUUUACCCUCAAGACUCCUGGAAGAAUUUCUGGUGGAUCCAAUGGAAAUGUGGCUACCGACAUGUAUGCCAGAUUCAGGGAAGAUAUUAAGAUGAUGAAGAAAAUGGGGUUUCAAUCCUACAGAUUUUCAAUUUCAUGGUCAAGAAUUUUACCGGGUGGGAGGUGUUGUGCUGGAAUUAACAGGGAAGGAAUCGACUACUAUAAUACCGUUAUCGACACAGUCAUUGAACAUGGCCUUGAACCUUUUGUGACUAUUUUUCAUUUUGAUUUACCUGCUGCACUACAAGAAGAGUAUGGUGGAUUCUUAAGCAAAAAAAUUGUGCAAGAUUUUCGUGAAUAUGCCGAGUUAUGUUUCUGGGAAUUCGGUGAUCGGGUGAAAUUCUGGACCACAGUAAACGAGCCAUCGACCUAUUGUAUUAACGGAUAUGCUUCCGGUACUUUUCCACCCGGUCAAGCUCCUACUUCAGCUUACCUUUCAGCCUUAGCUCCAGAUGAAUCAGGAGUUUUUGUUUCUGAUCAAGCUCCAAUAAAUGUGGAUUUGAGUUCUACUCCAUCACAUGUUCGCUCGGUUUUUACUUCACUUUUACGAUCAUCAUCAACUGAAUCCACAGCUGCAACUAAUGUUCCUCCUACUACAGGUGUUGUUUAUGAGCCAAUGCAGCUCAUAUCCACAUUCAAGAGCAGUAAUAUUAACAAUCCGAACCUUUAUGGUUCCAUAAGCUCAUAUGACCCCAAACAUGCGUAUACUGCUGCAAGAAAUAUGCUCCUUGCUCAUUCUGCAGCAGUGCACACAUACAGAGACAAAUUUCAGGAACAUCAAAAAGGAAAGAUAGGUAUAGUGCUUUGCUGCUUCUGGUGCCAGCCCCUACACAGAAAAAAGGAAAAGGAUAUAGAAGCUCAACAAAGAGCUCUCGAUUUUCUGUUGGGAUGGUAUUUGGAGCCUAUAGUUAAAGGACGUUAUCCGAAAUAUAUGAUAAAAUAUGUUCCUGCCGAAAAUCUAGCUCCAUUUACACAUGAGGAAUCCGAAAAGCUCAAAGGAACCAUUGAUUUCCUGGGAUUGAACUACUAUACAGCUACCUAUGUCACUAAUGAUCCUCAUCCCAAAGCUGAAGAGGGCUACUACAGAGAUAUGCAUGUAAAAUUUCAUAGUUAUCGAGAUAAAAUACCAAUCGGACCCGUGGCUGGUUCAUCGUGGUUGCGCAUAGUUCCUUGGGGAAUUAAGGAUCUUCUUUUAUAUACAAAUAAGACAUACAAGCCCUUGCCGCCUAUAUAUAUCACAGAGAAUGGGGUGGAUGAAAAGAGUGAUUACAAGCUUACUGCUUCUGAUGCUUGUGUGGACCCAGUGAGGGUGAAGUAUCACCAAGAUCAUCUUGCGAAUGUCCUGAAAGCAAUGCACGACCCAGAGAACCCCGUGGACGUAAGGGGUUACUACGUAUGGUCAUGGUGCGAUAAUUUUGAAUGGUCAGAAGGAUACACAGUUAGAUUUGGACUCAUAUAUAUCGAUUUCAUGAAUAAUCUUACACGAUACCCGAAACUUUCAGCAAUGUGGUUCACUAAGUUCUUAGUGAGGAAGAAGCUUUGGGGUGGCCAAAAGAGGCAAAUAACAGAUGUUGAGGAAAGCGAGUCUGAGAAGAGGCUGAAAUUGACGGAAAAGUAAAGUUAAUGCUCCGAUCAUAUGGUGAAUCAUAAGUUAUAAGGUGAAUUAUGUACUGUUUUGCUCUUUUAUUUUUCUAUCUUUUUUGUGUUUGUGGUUUGAUCAUGAAUAACUGGCUGUGGAUCCUAUGAGGCCUCCAAGCCAAGUGUAACGCAUGGUGUGUUCUUUUAAGAAUAUGUAUUUAACUUAAUUAUGAACAAAUUUUUUUUAAAUAUAUAUGGUAUGUGGUUUAACGAAA
Molecule: messenger RNA, 2021 nt
Organism: Sesamum indicum (sesame)
Lineage: Eukaryota; Viridiplantae; Streptophyta; Magnoliopsida; Lamiales; Pedaliaceae
Product: raucaffricine-O-beta-D-glucosidase
Biological process (GO): carbohydrate metabolic process
Molecular function (GO): beta-glucosidase activity
Source: RefSeq, a predicted model, not a curated record